Molecule: messenger RNA, 2508 nt
Organism: Cladocopium goreaui
Lineage: Eukaryota; Dinophyceae; Suessiales; Symbiodiniaceae
Source: the annotation of a GenBank genome assembly
AUGGUGUCACAGGAUCCGAAGAUUUGGGUGGUCGAUGAUUUCCUCCCAGCGGAGUUUCUGCAGAUGGUCAACAGCACCUUUGACUCCGCUCAAAAGAAAUGCCAAGUGGUGAAGAAGCCAAACGGCCGCGAGAUCUUGGCCAGAAACAUCGACUUUGAUGCCGAUGAGCUUUGCCAGGAAGUCUUUCAAAGAAUCUCGGAGCUCUGCGGCAUCUCUGGGGCGACCUGCGGUUUCACCCAAUUUAUGGUUUCAGAGGUGUGCGCCAGCGGCCAGGACGCGCAUGUGGAUCAUGUGAACGUGGAUGAUGUUGGAAGCUCAAGGCUCAGCUUCCUUGACCUCACACGGCAGAGCUGUUCGGAAGCAGAGCCAAGAAGGGUGGUCCCAACCAUCUCUAUCAUAGUGUACUUCAAUCCAGUUGGAGGCAUUCGCUUUCCCUCUGCCAGCGGCGUGAAAACCAUUGCAGCAAAGGCCGGACGGAUGGUGAUGUUUCACAACUAUGAUGAUGAGUCUCGACCCUCUCACAAGGCCUCUGCUGAGCACUACGGCAUCUAUUUUGAGACCUUGCCUAGAAGAGUGCUCAUCAUGGGUGUCCUCGCCAAUCACACGCCCGAUCCAACACAAAGCUCGACAUGUUGCACACCGGCUUUGGUCUACUGCGCUGGCACCAGGCGAGACCCCUUGUAUCAUGACAACCCUUCCUAUGAUACCUACAAGACUCCACAGCAGAUCGCUGAGCGAAUCCAGGCUGAUCUUACCGAGGAGGAACGCAUCCGAAGCCUUUCGCAGCCCAGGGCGACUCCCAAAUACGAUUUGAUCCUGACGCUGCAACUGGUCUUCAAAGACAAUGGUCUUUGCGCAGUUGAAGGGCACAACGUGGCAGGCGACUUGAUGUGUAAGAUGAAUGUCUCUCAGCAAAUGAUGCUAAGAGAUUUGCGCGGCCACGUUCAAAGGGAUGCAGACCCAAACAGUGCUCACAACAUCCUCUUAUGUUUGCCAAAUGGGCAGUUGUUGACCGAGGAGCAUGAUAUGUCGGUGCUUCAUUCCUGGUCAGAUGCCGCCGGCUUAGACAAAACAGGCAAGGCAGACGUCAUCAAGGGUUCAAAGCUCGACUCUGUGACUUCGAAGGCGGAGGAGAGCAGCUCUCUUCCUGUGGCGGCCACACAGAAUCAGGCAGCAUACAUGCAGUUCUUCCUUUUACUGGAGCAACGUGAGGCGAAGGAUCAGGUUGAUCCACCUUUGGAGGGUAAAUCCAUGUGUAUGAAGAAACUGGCCAUGCCAGACAUGCUUUGCCAUGGCACAGUGUGCCAGCUGCAUUAUCAUGGCGGUGGCUGCAUCGAGUACAAGAGAUCCGGAAAGUCCUUCCUGGCCGAUUUCGCGAGGGCACCGAACUUGCAGAUUGGUCAGAUGGUUUCCUUCUCAAUGGAUGGGCAUGGCCUCGCUUCCAUAGCUGCGCCUUCACUUCUUCCUCUUAGCGCGGGGCAGAGCCGCGAGAUGCGACCAUGGGACCGCGGGUUGCACAGAAAGCUUCAACGAAGCAUCCAGAGAUUUCGCAACAGCAAUCUUCAAGAAAAGCUCCAACUGGUUGCUAGUGCAGAAGAGAUCCUUCAGGAACUGUUGUCCCAGUCUAAACUGGACGGGGACGCGCUUUGCUCUUUGCUUCGGCGCUGCGCCGGCUGGCUUUUGGCCCCUUGUGGGAAGCAGCGGAAGGGACUGGAGGGCAGUGAAAGUGGUGAAGUGCAUGCCAACUUGCAGAGCCGAAUCAGAAAAAUCGUGAUCUCUGUCCUCAACCAUUUGGAUUUGUCAGAUGCUGAGACGUCUUUGGCAGUGCAAGAUGCCCUGACUUACAUGCAACAGUUGCUGGAGCAGAUUGAUGACGAGUUCUUGGGUUCUCCAUCGCGAACAGCGAGGCAAUGGAGGCAGCUGGGGGAGCUGUUGGCUGUUCAGCAACGUGAACCAAAAGAACAGGGAGUCCCGAAAGAACACCUGCAAGUGGGAUCCCAGAAUUUCAAGGAUGUUCAACGAAAGCCCUUCGAAAAAACAGAUUGGGCUUCAGCUGCAGAAGGCGUUUACCGACCCAACAAACGGGUGAGAAGUUUGGAGACAGUUUUCAACAAUGAAGACCGGCUCGUUCAGCUGAAAUGUCCGCAAUGUCCGCAAAAGCUGAGCAGCAGCUGGUUCUUCCAGAACCCCAGAACUGAGGAAUUGCGUGUGUUGGUUCCACAUUUUGGCCAUUUUCCUUGUACCAAAAAACUCGGGAAGCGAUGUAUUUGGCGAGCAAUAGACGAUACGCCCACGCAGGGGGACAAUUUCGGUAUUCUUCUGUAUUGCAAGCACAAACGUCAGAAACAUACCUGCAAGGAAUGCGGCGGGCGUAGCAUUUGUCCUCACAACAACAGACGACAUUUGUGCCCAGCUUGCAAAGGUGAAAAGCCAGCAGGGUUGCACCUUUGGCCUUGCCAAGUUCGUUCACAUGGUUCUCCUUUGCCUUUCGCCGUCAUCAUCGGGUGA